GCAGACUAUCCAUUUCGUAGACGAGGGUUUCAAACUAUUUUUCUUAUAUUCGAUUAGAAUUUAUUAAUAUCCUUUUUCCAUUGCAAAAUUGGGGAUUGAUUCGAUCCAGUUAUCGUCCCUGAAGGUAAAUAAUUUGAGUAGAACUCGUAGAGAAAAAGAUGGAAGACGAAGAGGUGAAUAUCGAAGAAUUGGCUGCCAAUCUUUCUACUUACGAAGAGCAACUUCAGCAGGUACGCAAACUGUUGAAAGAUGAUCCGAAGAAUUCUGAAUUUUUGGACAUGGAGAAAGAACUUGCGGAGGUGAUCGCAUUGACGGAGGAGCUUCUGACAACUGCCAAACAAAAUGAUGGUAGUUCUGAACUUGUUAAUGGGACUAGUGGUGAAGCAUCUCCUGAUCUGCAGCUAUCUGGGAUCACCUUUGAUAAACCAAGAACUACUGCUAUUGAUGGUAAUAAAUUUCCACUUGGAACCAAAGUCCAAGCUGUCUGGAGCGAAGAUGGAGAGUGGUAUGAUGCAACCAUUGAGUCUCAUACUCCAAAUGGGUAUUUUGUCACCUAUGAUGGAUGGGGUAACAAGGAAGAGGUGGAUCCCGAUAACGUUAGACCUAUCCAAGGCACUGCAGACCCUUUGCUGGAAGCUGAAAAGAUUGCUGUUGCUACAAAAGAAGCCCUAAAACGGAAGAUUGCCCAAUCUGCUAGCAAGGACUUCGAGGCUUGGACUGUUCCUGCAAAACUUCAAAUUGAUCGUAAUGAUCCUGAAGAUGUGAAAGCUACAAAGCGUAAAAAGAUACAUGCAUUCAAGUCCAAAAUGCGUAUGGAAGAAAAAGAAGUUACACAAAACAAGAGGCAGAAUGCCUGGCAGCAAUUCCAGACCACGAAAGGCAAAGCUAAAAAGGUUGGUUUCUUCUCGGGCCGAAACCGCGAGAGCAUAUUCAAGUCUCCUGAUGAUCCAUUUGGGAAAGUUGGAGUGACCGGAAGCGGGAAGGGUUUGACUGAGUUUCAGAAAAGAGAGAAACAUUUACAUCUCAAAGGAGCAAAUAUGGAAAGUGCAGAUGAGUGAUGUAACCAUUUAGAGUUAUCUCUGUUGUGUAACUUUUAUGAUAACUGAGUUUUCUGUGCAAAUUGUGAUUGCACUAGCAGAGCCAUAUAUGAACAUGUUGGUUGGUUCGUGAUUGAAAUGGUUUCGAACUUUCUGUAGAUGGCAUUAACUUGUGAUCAAAUAGUUCAUACCUGAUCUGUUGCAUCCAAUGAACGACACACUUGGUCUA
Salvia splendens (bonfire salvia) is the source of this 1266-nucleotide messenger RNA. RefSeq names its product survival of motor neuron-related-splicing factor 30. Bases 159 to 1058 code for a protein of 299 amino acids. Gene Ontology annotation, cellular component: nucleus; cytoplasm. Gene Ontology annotation, biological process: mRNA processing. Lineage: Eukaryota; Viridiplantae; Streptophyta; Magnoliopsida; Lamiales; Lamiaceae. The transcript is spliced from 8 exons. The record is from RefSeq and is a predicted model, not a curated record. Gene Ontology annotation, molecular function: RNA binding.